Molecule: messenger RNA, 843 nt
Organism: Euleptes europaea (tarantolino)
Lineage: Eukaryota; Metazoa; Chordata; Lepidosauria; Squamata; Sphaerodactylidae
Gene: TNFRSF4
Product: TNF receptor superfamily member 4
Exons: 7
Coding region: 1-843 (280 amino acids)
Biological process (GO): inflammatory response
Molecular function (GO): protein binding; tumor necrosis factor receptor activity
Source: RefSeq, a predicted model, not a curated record
AUGAAACGCCGCUUGAGUUUCUCAAUGUUUCUCCUUCCCUUGCUUGCCCUUCGAAGUUCAGGGCUAAGUUGUGGCCCAGAGGAAUAUCCCUUGGACCAAGUGAAAUGCUGUCGCUAUUGUGCACCUGGAACAGAAAUGCGAGCCCGCUGCACGGCAAACACCGAUACCCUUUGCGAACCAUGUGAGGAGGGAUCCUUUAACCGGAUAUUCACUUUGUGGGCCUGUCAGAGCUGUGCCAUCUGUGACCACACCGAUGGACUUCAGCAGGUGAAGAAGUGUGAAAGCACUUCCGAUGCGGAUUGCAUGUGUCUCCCGGGCUACCAGCCAUCCUCCUCUGAGCCCAGCAAGCAAAGAUGUGACCCCUGUCCCCAUGGGCAUUUCUCCAAAGGAUGGAACAAACCAUGCACUCCCUGGACAAACUGUACAGCCACAGGCAGAGCAGUUUUCCGAGCUGGGAGCAAGGAGGACGAUGCCGUUUGCGACAAAGACCCCUCGGCGCCUCCAAUGACCGAGUUCCCCGCCGGGCGUUCCUCGAGGAGAGAAAUGGCGCGUGCCACGUUGGUUACAAAGCCCGCCUCGACUUCAUCGACUUUGGUUGCUUCGACUGCUUUGACAACAGAGGGGCCAGGAGGUGGCAUGAAGAGCCCUGGGUAUUUAUUGUACAUCCUUGUUGCUGCAGCCCUGCUUCUUGGAUUGGGGGUGAUCAUUCUGCUGAAGGUUUUUCGGAAAACUAAGGAACCAGGGAGGUUCCUGGAACAGAUAUAUAAGGAUGGAAAAAACAGCUUCCGUAUCCCUAUCCAGGAGGAGCAAAUUGACACCAAAUCCAGCCUUGUGCGAAACUGA